AUGAAAUAUAUCCCCGAGGCCUCUCAAAAACUACGAGCAUUGGCAGCCAAUGCAUUGGCUGAAAUCAACCAAAGUAGGCCUCCUCCACUUAUGCCCUUGACCCUCCAGCUUCUGGAAUCUAAAGCUAUCGAGAUUGCGCUUCUGAACACGCUUAUAAAGAUUUCUUGUAUGAAUAUGCAAGACCGCCACUAUGACAUAUAUACUGAAGAGACGGCAAAAGACAAUAUCAUCCACCGGCACAGUUAUAUUUUACUUGCAUCUCGUUUGUCUGCAGAGGACGACAACACCACACCAUCAGAUCGUGUGCUGGGAUUUCUUGCGUUUAGACCGAUAUUAGAGAACGGCAAAAGGCAGCUCUACAUCUGGGAACUCCAAAUUGAUGCUCGUUAUCAACGAAAGGGACUGGGGCAGAUGCUCAUAUGGAGUCUGAUAGACUUAGGGAAGAAUGUCAUGUCUCCCGAGAAGUUUUCCCUCUGCUUGACUUGUUCUAAACGCAACGAAGCGGGGUAUAUAGCAUAUACUAAACUGGGGUUUGCUCUCAACGGAGACAGCGAGGACGAAGAUCCCUUUUGGAUUCUUGAACUACAAGUAGAGUAG
Messenger RNA from Giardia duodenalis, 597 nucleotides. Its product is annotated as Acetyltransferase family protein. The transcript has a single exon. The record is from RefSeq and is a predicted model, not a curated record. Bases 1 to 597 code for a protein of 198 amino acids. Gene Ontology annotation, molecular function: histone H2A acetyltransferase activity; histone H4 acetyltransferase activity; protein N-terminal-serine acetyltransferase activity. Gene Ontology annotation, cellular component: nucleus. NCBI's taxonomy places the organism in Eukaryota, Fornicata, Diplomonadida, Hexamitidae.